AAAAAAAAAAAAACACUUAUAUAUCCAUCCGUCGUGCAAUUUUCGGUCCACAGAAAAUCAUAGAUAGAGCGGUUGAGAAAAAAUAGAGAUACAGAGAGAAGAGUAAGAAAGAAAAGAAAAGAAAAAGAGAAGAAGGAUCGAGCACGAUUUGUGAUUUCAAGUUCAAAAGACCACGUUCUUCCAGAGAAGAAAAUGGCAGCAUCCAGAGCUUCAUCUAACAGAAAAAACAAUGAGGAGAAAAAGAAGGAGCAGCUGCUUCGUGCAGCUCGAAAGCGAUAUGGAUCUACUAUUGUUAUUGAGCAGUUUCUCAAGUUCAACCCUUCAUCAUUCGAUGGUACUGCUGGAACAGGGAAGUGGUUAGAAGAUAUGGAGCGUAUUUUGCGAGUCAUGGAGUGCAUUGACGUAGAGAAGGUUUCCUGCGCAUCAUUUAUGCUAAAAAAUAGAGCUUGUCAUUGGUGGGAGAGUAGAAUUGAACGAAAUGUGACUUGGGCUAGGUUCAGACAGCUG
This is a messenger RNA of Olea europaea var. sylvestris, 507 nucleotides long. RefSeq lists its product as uncharacterized. The annotation marks the transcript as partial. The record is from RefSeq and is a predicted model, not a curated record. The transcript has 2 exons. Lineage: Eukaryota; Viridiplantae; Streptophyta; Magnoliopsida; Lamiales; Oleaceae.